Messenger RNA from Aspergillus homomorphus CBS 101889, 406 nucleotides. RefSeq lists its product as uncharacterized. Bases 115 to 333 code for a protein of 72 amino acids. The transcript is spliced from 2 exons. The record is from RefSeq and is a predicted model, not a curated record. Lineage: Eukaryota; Fungi; Ascomycota; Eurotiomycetes; Eurotiales; Aspergillaceae.
UUAGCAUUCUCGAUGGCUGGCUCCAUUUGUAGCCCGUCUGGAGCUUAAUCUACGCAUAGCGUCGCCACCUAAACCUCGCUUCGCGUAACAACCCCCCAAGUGGUACGAGACGAGAUGUUGGACAAACUACUACUUAUACUGAGCCUCAGCACUGUUCUUUUCAAUCCCCACCCUUCUUCGCCCUUUGAUCUCCUGUAUUUCAGAACCCUGAACCCUUGCCCCCUCUCCCUCAUUCGUUUCUCAAGCUUCGCUCGGUGUCGUCGACCUAGGAUCUCUCACAUUGGACCCUGCCCCGGAUUUGACAUAUCAUCCUUGACCCAUCCACUACUUUGAAGCCGUCACCAUGCAUCUCUUGCGCUCUGUGGUUGCUAUCGCCUCCGUGGCCUUGCUUGCCAACGGACAGAAU